UGUCCAUCCAGAGAGCGCCAGCGAGCCGCACAGGCCGCCAGCCCGCCACCAGCCCAUGGAGCCGCGGCCACUCCUCCUGCUCCUCGGACUCUGCUCAGCUGGCCUCGUCCUGGGCUCCAAACAUGAGACCCGUCUGGUGGCAAAGCUCUUUGAAGGCUACAACAGUGUGGUACGGCCCGUGGAAGACCACCGCAAUGUCGUGGAGGUCACGGUGGGCCUGCAGCUGAUACAGCUCAUCAACGUGGAUGAAGUAAAUCAGAUCGUGACAACCAAUGUUCGUCUGAAACAGCAAUGGGUGGAUUACAACUUAAAAUGGAAUCCAGAUGACUAUGGUGGCGUGAAAAAAAUUCACAUUCCCUCAGAAAAGAUCUGGCGUCCAGACAUCGUUCUGUAUAACAAUGCAGAUGGUGACUUUGCCAUCGUCAAGUUCACCAAAGUGCUCCUGGACUACACUGGCCACAUCACGUGGACACCUCCCGCCAUCUUUAAAAGCUACUGCGAGAUCAUCGUCACCCACUUUCCCUUUGAUGAACAGAACUGCAGCAUGAAGCUGGGCACGUGGACCUAUGAUGGCUCCGUGGUGGCCAUCAACCCGGAAAGCGACCAGCCAGACCUGAGCAACUUCAUGGAGAGUGGAGAAUGGGUGAUCAAGGAGUCCCGGGGCUGGAAGCACUGGGUGUUCUACGCCUGCUGCCCCUCCACCCCCUACCUGGACAUCACCUACCACUUUGUCAUGCAGCGCCUGCCCCUCUACUUCAUCGUCAACGUCAUCAUCCCCUGCCUGCUCUUCUCCUUCUUAACCGGCCUGGUGUUCUACCUGCCCACGGACUCAGGAGAGAAGAUGACCCUCAGCAUCUCUGUCUUGCUGUCCUUGACCGUGUUCCUUCUGGUCAUUGUGGAGCUGAUCCCUUCCACCUCUAGCGCCGUGCCCUUGAUUGGGAAGUAUAUGUUGUUUACCAUGGUGUUCGUCAUCGCAUCCAUCAUCAUCACCGUCAUCGUCAUCAACACGCACCACCGCUCCCCCAGCACCCACGUCAUGCCCGAGUGGGUGCGGAAGGUUUUUAUCGACACUAUCCCAAAUAUCAUGUUCUUCUCCACGAUGAAAAGACCAUCCAGAGAAAAACAAGACAAAAAGAUUUUUACAGAAGACAUUGAUAUUUCUGACAUUUCUGGGAAGCCAGGGCCUCCACCAAUGGGUUUCCACUCUCCCCUGAUCAAACACCCCGAGGUGAAAAGUGCCAUUGAGGGCAUCAAAUACAUCGCAGAGACCAUGAAGUCGGACCAGGAGUCCAAUAACGCGGCUGAGGAAUGGAAGUAUGUUGCGAUGGUGAUGGACCACAUUCUCCUGGCAGUCUUCAUGCUCGUCUGCAUCAUCGGAACCCUGGCUGUGUUUGCAGGUCGGCUCAUUGAAUUAAAUCAGCAAGGAUGAGUGGAAAGCUGGGCUGAACCUCCGCGCCAGGGAGAUCUGUCUAGUUGGAUACAUGCUCACUUAUCAGAUAUUUAAUUUUCUGUAUUUAUUAUUCAUGGCAACGGUUUAUGUUUACAUAAGGUUAUGGCCUCCAAGUGUGUUCACAUUGCUUCUCCCUUCACUCCUGCUGUGGCUGCCUGGAGCGUGAAUCCUUUGCAGUAAGUGAACCUGGAUUGCUACAAAAGGCAUUCAUUUCCAGCAGCAUCUGGAAGAAUUUUGCCUAUGAUAAUUGAGGUUUUCUGUUAGUUAAAAAAAAUUUUUUUUUAAAUUUUAAGCAAAGAGUCUAUUCUUUGCUUAAUAGUCAGUUUUGUACUUACUAAAAAAGCCCCAUCUGCCAGUCCCCCAAAGAUAAAGCAUUUGACUUGGAGAGAAGGAAAGCAAUAGAAAGACAACAGGGAGAUUCUAGAAUGGCCACCAAAAUACAAACUGCCUCAAAAACCCAAGUUUUGAGAGGGAAUUUGGAGGUGAGGGAAUGUCUUCCCAAUCUAACACAGCACCUGAGUUUGAUGUUUGGGGUUUGAGGGAAAAGAGUAACUAACCUGAUUGGAGUGUGGGGCCAGGCACUGUGGGAUGGGAUCACAUGUAUGUUUCUUUUUUAUCCUCAUAACUCUGUAAAUGUCCCUAGUUUACAGAUAAGAAAACUGAACUUGAGGGAAGUUAAGUUCAUUAUCCAAACUAGCAAGUAGAACUGACAUUUGAACCCAGAUCUUGUGGAUUCAAAGUAGCUCUGAGCUGGGCCGGUUCAUCGCUCACUUGCUCUUUGGAUCAGCCCUGGCUCCAUCUGGGCCGUUCUGUGACUCUGGUCAGUGUUUUCGAGAGGUUCAGUCCUAGUAUUAGCCAUCUUCCUGCCUUCCCAAUUAAAGCACCUGCCUUUCCCCCAGUCUUUAUCCCAAUCCUGUUCGAGGUUCUAGUUCUAUGAAUGAAAUCACAAAUGUGUGCCCAUAUCAUCAUUUCUACAAUUCUGGACACACAAGUAGGAGAGGAAAUUUAUUUCCUUUCUUUAUAGCAACCUACUGGCCACAGGCAGUGCACCCCAGUACUGGAAAAUGUACAGCCCUGGGCUCAGUAAAGACCAUCAUCCCCAGAACACAUCUGAUCCACAUCAGUAGCAGAGAGAGUGGGGAAUGGCAGCACCAGACGACCUGUGAACUCAGGCGAUUUCAAUCUCUGUCUCCUUGGCAUUCCCCAUGACACAUCCAUGGCAGGAUUGAGUACCUCAUUUACGAGUAAACUAAAGGGAAAACAGUUUGGCAUUUCCUCAAAAAACUAGGCAUAGAAUCAUCAUAUGAUUCACCCACUCCACUCCUAGGCAUACACCCAAAAAGAACUGGAAGCAGGGACUUGAACAGAUCCUUGGAUACCAAUAUUCACUGCAGAAUUAUUUAUAAUAGCCCAAAGAUAAAAAACCACCCAUGUCCAUCAGCAUAAGAGCAAAUGUAUGGAGGAAUGAAGUUUUUAUAAAUACUAUAAUAUGGAUCAAUCUUGAAAACAUUAUGCUAAGUAAAUAAGCCAGAUCUGAAAGGACAAGUAUUAUAUGAUUCUGCUUAUGGGAAUUACCUAGAGCAGUCAAAUUCAUAGAGAUAGAAGACAGAAUAGCAAUUACUAGGGUUUGGGGAGAGGGGUGAGUUAUUGCUUAGUAGGUAGAGCUUCAGUUUGAGAUGAUGAAAAAGUUCUGAAAGUGGAUAGUUGUGGUGGGUGUACAACAUUGUGAAUGUACUUGAUGCCACUGAACUGAAUGUUUAAAAAUGGUUAAGAUGGUGAAUUGUAUGUGCAUUUGAUCAUAAUAAAAAGU
Messenger RNA from Odocoileus virginianus texanus, 3260 nucleotides. It is a transcript of the gene CHRNA1, whose product is annotated as cholinergic receptor nicotinic alpha 1 subunit. The record is from RefSeq and is a predicted model, not a curated record. Gene Ontology annotation, biological process: signal transduction; nervous system process; chemical synaptic transmission. Gene Ontology annotation, cellular component: plasma membrane; postsynaptic membrane; neuron projection. Lineage: Eukaryota; Metazoa; Chordata; Mammalia; Artiodactyla; Cervidae. Gene Ontology annotation, molecular function: transmembrane signaling receptor activity; acetylcholine-gated monoatomic cation-selective channel activity.